Enterospora canceri is the source of this 498-nucleotide messenger RNA. Lineage: Eukaryota; Fungi; Microsporidia; Enterocytozoonidae. The record is from the annotation of a GenBank genome assembly.
AUGCUCUUCAUUUCACACCUAGUUCAUUUCAUAGAAUGCGCUACAAACAACGGCAAUAGACCACUACAGCUAACUCAACAGCAGAGGCAAGAUAGACCGAACAGAAGUAGGAAUUAUCAAGCUCAACUAGAAUCAAGAAAUGUGGUGCCUAUAACCAGUGAGAACACCAAAUUGCUAUUCAACAGUAAUCCGAUUCUAAUGGGUGACAGUUUGAAAUGUCGCCUGACAAUUGUGACACCUGACAUCCACCAAUUUAAUAAGGAUUAUACCACAAGUAUAGUAUUCCUGAAUGAAUUAGGCAAUCAGAUUCAAUUUAACCCAAUUGCACCAGAACUAUUCAUACCAGAUCCAUCCUACUUUGAAUUUAGGUCGAAAGCCCCUGAAUUUUUCAAUUCAAUCAUAUUUGUAGCAAAAAGUAGAAAUAUGAACAGAUCAGACAUCCAAUCACCACAAUACAAGUACAAAUCAGAUGAAAAUUACUUCGUUGCAAUGGAAUAA